UGACUAGCCCGCUUCGGGCUAGCACACAAUAAAUCGAGGUCCAAGAAGGCAGGAACGAAGACUUAGGGCGUCCAGCGCGCGUGUUUAUUUGUUUGGUGCUCCCUCGCAUUCGGCUCGCAUAUCCAUCUAAUUUGUAUUGCAGCCUCGCAUCGUGGAAUCAUCAUCUCGCAGCAUCAGAGCAGCAGAACUAAGGACAUAAUGAAGUCAUCGACCACCCUCCUCUUUGGCCUCGUCGCGGCCGCGCUAGCUACGUCCGAGCCGCAGAUUACUGCCAGAGCACAGCUGGAGGUGCGACAGGAGGAUCCGGCGCUGCUGGGGUGGGUCAGUGAGAGCGGGGCGUCGCAGUUCUCCGACCUCCGCACCUGCGACUACCCCGCCACCGUCUCGUCCUCCGCCGCGCUGGCCCAGUGCUGCACGGGCUCCUCCUGCGUCUUCUGGUCCUCCUGCUCCGCGGGCACGCUGUACGCACAGGCGACUAGUCUGCGCUGCGACGUUGGGUACUGCAACACCGCGGUGCUGGUGCCGACGCCCGGCGCGCAGAGCGGGGUGAGCUAUCUGGGGUGCUGGGGGACGGAGUUGGGGCAGGGGCCUUUCACUGUUGUUAAGGAUGUUUCGAAUGCCACGAAGACGAAGGCGGUUGUGAGUACGACGAGUGCUUCGCAGUCUUCGGUGAGGUCCUCGGCGGCGUCGAGUGCUGCGGGGAGCUCUGGGUCGGCGGCGCGGUCGGAGACGGGGACGGCGGCGACUCAGGCAUCGUCCAGUCCGACCCCUUCGACUGGCGCGGCUGGUGGUAAUGCGGCCAAGCCUUUGACAGGUGUGUUUGGUCUGGCUGCUAUGCUGCUUGGUAUGCUCUGAGCCGUGGUUGGAACCAUGCUGGAUGCAAUUUCACUGUCUUCAUGUGGAGUUACGGGAGAUGUGAAUGAUGAUGAUGAAAGUGUGAGGAUGAUAACGAGGACCUACUAAUGUCAUAUCGAAGUAUUCGCUAGCUCUACACUGAGGUGUCAAGU
Boeremia exigua is the source of this 1007-nucleotide messenger RNA. RefSeq lists its product as uncharacterized. The record is from RefSeq and is a predicted model, not a curated record. NCBI's taxonomy places the organism in Eukaryota, Fungi, Ascomycota, Dothideomycetes, Pleosporales, Didymellaceae. The transcript is spliced from 3 exons. The coding region runs from base 199 to 855 and encodes 218 amino acids.